GCGUUAUCUUACACACACACACACACAAAAACACACUGUCUUUCCCUUUCUUUCUCUUAAAAAACUCUGAAAUUCAACGCUUAUUUCGAGCAACAGAAUCCCGCAAUUUAUCCAAAUUUCUGUUAACGGAUCUCACUUGGCCACUCAACAUUCAUCAUAAUAAUAUCUUUCCUCUCCUUGUAUUCUCUAAUUUUUCACUUCUAGGGUUUCAUUUUAUCUUCACAGAUCUACCUCAGUUUCACUUCUGAAUCUUGUAUAUAUAUAAAAAAAAUGCUCCGUUUCACCUCUUUCAUCCUUCAAUUUACCUUUUUAGACUGUGCUUAGGUUUUUGGUCGAUCUUACUGUUACUAUUCACCAACUCUGUGAGCCCGUCUUUGUUUUUCCUUAGUAAAUGGCUGCCUUGCAACGAGUGGCAUCAAGUGUGAGUGCCACUGCUAGUAAUUAUAGUUCUUGUAAAGGUAAUGGUGUUGUUACUGCGACUGCUGAUGUGGCGGUCUCUGAUCAGUUUCCUGCUGGUUUACGUGUUUUGGUAGUUGAUGAUGAUACUACUUGCUUGAGAAUUCUUGAGCAAAUGCUUCGCCGUUGCCUUUAUCACGUCACAACCUGUUCCCAGGCCAAAGUAGCUUUAAAUCUUCUAAGAGAAAGGAAGGGCUGCUUCGAUGUAGUAUUAAGUGAUGUUCAUAUGCCUGAUAUGGAUGGUUUUAAGCUCCUUGAGCAUGUUGGCCUAGAAAUGGACCUUCCAGUAAUUAUGAUGUCUGCCGAUGGAAGGACAAGUGCUGUAAUGAGGGGAAUUAGACAUGGGGCCUGCGAUUAUCUGAUUAAACCUAUACGUGAGGAAGAGCUUAAGAACAUAUGGCAACAUGUUGUUAGGAAAAAGUGGCACGAAAAUAAAGAAAUUGAACAUUCUGGAAGCUUGGAAGAUAAUGAUCGGCACAAAAGGGGAAAUGAAGACGCUGAAUACACUUCUUCUGUUAAUGAAGGAACGGAAGGAGUUUUGAAAGGUCAGAAAAGAAGGAGCAAUUCUAAAGAUGAGGAUGAUGGUGAACCGGAUAGUGAUGAUCCCUCCACAUCAAAGAAACCACGUGUUGUAUGGUCAGUGGAGCUCCAUCAACAAUUUGUCAGUGCCGUAAACCAGCUUGGAAUUGAUAAGGCUGUACCCAAGAGAAUUCUAGAAUUGAUGAAUGUACCUGGUUUAACCAGAGAAAAUGUUGCUAGUCAUUUGCAGAAGUUUAGGCUAUAUCUGAAGAGGUUAAGUGGAGUUGCUCAACAAGGUGGGAUUUCUAGUACAUUCUGUGGUCCCAUGGACUCGAACGUGAAACUUAAUUCACUUGGAAGAUUUGACAUACAAGCUUUGGCUGCAUCAGGUCAGAUUCCUCCACAAACAUUAGCAGCGCUGCAUGCGGAGCUUUUUGGCCGACCAACAGGUAGCCUAGUUACAACAAUGGACCAGCCAACUCUUUUACAAGCAUCCAGGCAAAGUCCGAAAUGUAUUCCUGUUGAACAUGGUGUGACGUUUGGUCAGCCAAUAGUAAAAUGCUCAUCCGGUAUUUCAAAACAUUUUCCACAAAAUAUGGUGUCCGUUGAAGAAGUUUCUUCAGGAUAUGGAGCAUGGCCUUCUAAUAGUCUGGGCACAGUAGGGCCUAGUACCAAUCUGGGCGGUAUGACUACUCAGAAUGGCAACAUGUUGAUGGAUAUAUUCCACCAGCAGCAGAAACAGCAGCAACCACAGCAGCAGCAGUCACUGGCAGAUCCCAGCCGUUCAAUUAAUGUGCAGCCAUCUUGUCUUGUGGUCCCUUCUCAAUCAUCAGCCUGUUUUCAGGCAGGAAAUAGUCCUGCUUCAGUUAAUCAGAGCAACUUUAACAGGAAUGUGGUUAUUGAUUAUAGCCUUCUGUCAUCUCAAUCAAAUAAUUCUGCAUUGAAUAUUGGACACAUACCUGAAGGGGAUUUAAAAACUACAGGUGCUGUUAAUGGGUAUUCAGCCCCUGGUUCAUUAUCUCCUCCAGCAUCAUCAUGCUCUGUCAAUGCUGACAGUGGAGUCCCUCGGCAAGUCCAGAACCCGACUCUAGCCUUUGGAGCUGUCAGGCAGUUACCAGCUCUUUCUCCUAAUAUUUUUAAUAUCCAGGGUUCUUAUGGUGUUAGGUCAGAUGACAUUCUUGAUCAAGGACCGUUUUUUAAGAAUCUUGGGUUUGUUGGUAAAGGAACAUGCAUUCCGAGUAGGUUUGCAGUGGAUGAAUUUGAAACACCCAGUAGCAAUUUGAGCCAUGGAAAACUCUAUGUGGAGAACAAUGACAAUAAGGUGAAGCAGGAGCCAAAUAUUGAUUUCACGGAUACUUCAAGAGUGGGCAUACCAGUGUUGCAGCAAUAUCCUCCAAAUGAUCUCAUGAGUGUCUUCACGGAAUAGGGUUGAGUUUGCGGUGGGGGCAAGUCGCAUGUUUGCCAUGGAAAGUACAUAUUGUUCUGUAUCAUUAAAUGGUUCAGAAGGGAUUCAAUCAAGUGCAAGUCUGUUAUUAUGGACUUAGUUUUAAGUGCUCGUCCGCUCUGUUGCAUUAUGGAGCCUCUCCAGAGUCAAAUCACCUUCAGAGAAAAAAUUAUACCCAUUCUGUAUAUUUUCUACUGAAGUGCUGGGGCGAAGCUCUACGUGCAUGAAGUAGUAGUUCCUUCUUUUCUGGUGAUAGUCUGUAGGGAAAAUAAAUAUGUAUUAGACUCCAAUAGCUUGAAACGAAGUCCCACGUGAUGGCAUCUUGCCAUCGUAGUUGUGUAGUUAUUUGGGUAUAAUGAUGAGGAACGCUAAUUUGUUUAUAUCAUGCAACUGAUUUAAAAACA
This is a messenger RNA of Ricinus communis (castor bean), 2823 nucleotides long. Its product is annotated as two-component response regulator ORR21. The transcript has 6 exons. Gene Ontology annotation, biological process: cytokinin-activated signaling pathway; phosphorelay signal transduction system. Gene Ontology annotation, molecular function: DNA binding. The record is from RefSeq and is a predicted model, not a curated record. Lineage: Eukaryota; Viridiplantae; Streptophyta; Magnoliopsida; Malpighiales; Euphorbiaceae. The coding region runs from base 392 to 2401 and encodes 669 amino acids.